CGUAACGUGGCAAUUGGAACGGCAAUAGCAAUUUGGUUCACAAAAACCCUAAACGGUGGAGAACGUGGGGUUUACUCGGUAAUCAGAUCCGGCCCAAACCCUUUGACUUGUCUUCUCUCUUUCACUCUGUUGUUCUUCUCGCAAUGGAGGUUCAGAUUCCAAUCCACACCGUUUUUGACGUACCCUCUCUUCUCCAAGCUGUGGCCGCCGACACUGUUCUCGCCGCUGCGCAAUCUAUCGCUUUGAUUGGAUAUCUGCUGACUAAUGGCACUAAUUCAGUGUCACCAAAAUUGACAGCAGCGAAUGGAAGGUUUCCUUUAGAAGACCUUUUUGGGAGGAAACAUGCUUAUCUAGAAAACAAGAAUAGUGAAACAGAGGACGACGACGAGGAUGGAGAUGGGGAUGAUGAAGACGGACAUGAUCAGGAUGAUGAUGGAGAGGACGAAGAAUUCUCAGGUGAAGAAGGCGAUGAAGAAGGGGAUCCUGAAGAUGAUCCUGAGGCUAAUGGUGGAGGAAGUGAUGAUGAUGACGACGACGACAACGACAACGAAGAAGAUGACGACGACGGGGAAGAUGAGGAGGAGGAGGAGGAUGAGGAGGAGGACGAGGAGGAGACUUCACAGCCACCUACUAAGAAGAGAAAGUGAGAAUAUUCGUAGGAGAUUGUUUCCAGGCAUUUGAGUCGAGCUUAGUUAUUAGGACAGAUAAAAUAGCAACCUCUUUCAGUAGACCUAUCUUGCUUUAUUUAUAUGUCAACGAUGAUAAUUAUUAUAUUAUUUCUCAUUGUUUCUACGACGUUACCUUCUUUCAGCCAGUUAUUAUCGUGUCACUUAAAAAAGUCUUAAUUGCAAUUCUAUUUUUAGAGUUUGGAUAA
This is a messenger RNA of Glycine soja, 874 nucleotides long. RefSeq names its product phosphopantothenoylcysteine decarboxylase subunit VHS3-like. The record is from RefSeq and is a predicted model, not a curated record. NCBI's taxonomy places the organism in Eukaryota, Viridiplantae, Streptophyta, Magnoliopsida, Fabales, Fabaceae. The transcript has 3 exons. The coding region runs from base 144 to 647 and encodes 167 amino acids.